Molecule: messenger RNA, 3564 nt
Organism: Sclerotinia trifoliorum
Lineage: Eukaryota; Fungi; Ascomycota; Leotiomycetes; Helotiales; Sclerotiniaceae
Source: the annotation of a GenBank genome assembly
UUGGCGGUUCGCGGUCGCUGAAAGCUCCAGAAUCUGCAACUUGGGUAGACUUUUCUCAGCUCCUCGUUUGCCUCCGAAAUAUUAUUGCAGGCUCAAUGAAUGGGUUCGUCCUUUGAGUUAUUGCUAGCUUCAACAGCGUUUUUGGCAAUAUCUAGAGACGCUAGUGCGAAUGGCUUUUUCUUCACAUACUCUACUUUGUACAUAUUGCCCUUCACCCCGCUGAGCGCGAAGUGUUUUAUCACGACUUUUUCUUCUUCAUCGACAGCAAAGCCCUCAUUCAUUUUGGGUUGCUGAUCAUAGUAAUCACUUACUUUUGUUUGAAUAUUCACUGCAUAUAUCUUUCACGUUCGUUUAUUAGUGUUUUAUAAUUAAUCAUAUACUGAUUGUUACGUUUACCUGCAUUUCAAUCAUAUCAUAACCCAAGAUGAACGCCAUCAAGGGAUACCUCGCGCCGGGGAAGAAGGCCGAGAAAGAUGCAAAAGGGAAAGACUGAAGCAUCGACAGCGACACCAGCACCACCAGCACCACCACAAUUGGAAAUGCGUACAACACCUCCAUUGGGCUCGCCAAUGGCAGGAUCUUUCGUUGGCAAUUCAAGGCCGUCCUCUCUAUAUCCGGAAGGUGAUUUUCGAAAUGGUCCUAGGGAAAGCGUUAUGAGUGUCAAGGCCGAUGUAGUAGUUAGUUGGUUACAUCAACAACAGAUGGAAAAGUUAUGGGCUGUUGGUGCUCCAGGAGAAGGUGUUGUUUUGAAGAAGGCGAAGGAUGAUUUUACUUGUUGUCCACCUUCUUUGAGAACCGAGCCAUCGGGAAUCUUUGACUACAUUGUAGCAAUGAAUGUCAGAGUACGUACAUCGCAUGCGCUUAGGAUAAAUAUUUGCUAACCUUCUAUAUAGGCUGCCAUGACCGUUAACACUCGCGUUAUCAAAAUUUUCCUCGCCCGUCAGCACGCUGAUUACGUUCCUCUUUCCAAUGGUCUCCGUCUUCAAGUCCUUCCUAGCGUCGAGUUUUUACCUCGAUGCCAGAAGCAUCAUUUUGGUGCAUUCAUCCAAGAUCAGCAAAUUCUCGUUGUUUGGGAUGAUGAAUCAAAGCACUUGUUGAAGCGAGCCGAAUUUAUCGAGAGAUCUCUGUUGGAGAUGAUCUGGGCCGAUGAUGACGCCGAUAUGGAUGAGAAGAAGCCUGGAGCACAAGUUUCUACUGCCGAUUUAGGAAAUGGUGAUGUUGAAGAUGGUUAUGGAACGGAAGAAAAGAGACCAACGUUACUCAUCAAUCCUAUCAUGGUUGCUGCAACCUUGUGUCUCCUCAUUGCUGCUCUUGGACUUGGUUGGAAAAAUCUUGCGCUUGAAGUUACCGUCGAUGGGAAUUUCACCCGAUUGGCUUUACUUGUAGUCACUCCUUGCCAAGUCUUCGUCUCCCUUUUCUUCAUGCAAGUCAUUGUCGUCAAUCUCACCCAAUGUUUCGGACCGAUCAAUAACUUAAACUGCAACUCUAAGUUCUAUUCCGGCAAGGCUCCUCAACGUCUCAAUCGAAACAAUAGAGAACUUCCUCACGUCACCAUUCAAAUGCCUGUUUACAAGGAAGGUCUCGUUGCUGUCAUUCAACCCACUAUUAUCUCGCUCAAGGCUGCUAUCUCCACCUACGAACUCCAGGGUGGAACUGCCAAUAUCUUUAUCAAUGAUGAUGGUAUGCAAUUACUUCCUGAAGAAGAAGCUCAAGCUCGUCGUGAUUUCUACGAUGAACAUACCAUCGGAUGGGUCGCACGUCCCGGACAUAAACCAAACCCAGAGAAUGGCGAAAAGGCAUUCCUUCGCCGUGGAAAAUUCAAGAAGGCUUCCAACAUGAACUACGCUCUUAUGGUUAGCAACAAAGUUGAAGAAAGACUCCUCACCAUUGCUCGUCAUGACGGUUGGUCUCAAGCUGAGGAAUACAUCGCUUAUGAUCAAUGCUUGGCUCAAGUCUUAGAAGAGGAAGAAGGCCGUGCUUGGGCUGGUGGUAACAUUCGUGUCGGUGAUUACAUCUUGCUUAUUGAUUCCGAUACUCGUGUUCCAUCCGAUUGUCUCUUGGAUGCUGCUAGUGAGAUGGAACAAUCUCCUCAAGUUGGAAUCUUGCAGUUUAACUCUGGUGUCAUGCAAGUUACUGAUAGUUUCUUCGAGAACGGGUAUGUAUUCAUCAUUCUUAUCACGCCAUAAGUUGAAUAAAACUGACCAAUGCUCCAGAAUCACCUUCUUCACCAAUCUAAUCUAUACCGCCAUCCGAUUCGCCGUAGCCAUGGGUGAUGUUUCCCCCUUCGUAGGCCACAACGCCAUGCUCCGCUGGUCCGCCGUCCAACAAGUUUCCUACCACGACGAAGACGGCUACGAGAAAUUCUGGUCUGAAUCGCACGUCUCGGAAGAUUUCGACAUGUCUCUCCGUCUCCAAGUCAACGAAUAUAUCAUUCGCUACGCCGCCUACACCGGCGAUGGAUUCAAAGAAGGAGUCUCCCUCACCGUCUACGACGAACUUGCACGAUGGGAAAAAUACGCUUAUGGAUGUAACGAGCUUCUUUUCAACCCAUUACGUUUCUGGUUCACGCGCGGUCCUUUCACAAAAUUGUUUAGAGAGUUUUUGUUUUCGAAUAUGAGACUUACCUCUAAGAUUACCAUGAUGGCUUAUAUUGGUACCUACUAUGCUAUCGGCGCAUCGUGGAUUCUUACCGUGGCCAAUUAUUUCAUCAUGGGUUGGGACAAUGGGUUUUAUGACAAAUACUACUUAGAUUCCUUCCAAGUAUAUUUCUCUCUCAUUAUCGUCUUCAGCGCGUUAGGAAAUGUUUCCCUAGCUGUUCUCCGCUACCGAUUAUCCGAACGCUCUUUCUUUUCUUCUCGUAAGUAUUUCCCUUUCCUCUCCAUCAAAUUUCCUUACUAACAAAAUAACUCAACAGUCCUCGAAAACUUCAAAUGGCUCCUCCUCAUGACCGUCUUUCUCGGCGGUCUCUCCAUGCACGUCUCUCAAUCCCUCCUCUGCCAUUUCUUCGAAAUCGACAUGACUUGGGGCGCCACCGCCAAAGAAGUCGAAAACGUAACCUUCUUUGAAGAAAUCCCGCGUCUACUCAAACGCUUCAAAUAUACUUUUAUCUUCUGUAUAUUGAUGACGGCGGGUAUGAUCGUGUGUGCGCUCUUCGUGCCUUGGAAUUGGAGAAUCGAUACUUUUGUCGCUAUUUAUCCUCUGUGUACCGUGGUUGUUAGUCAUUUUUUGAUGCCGGUUGCCUUGAAUCCGGCGUUGAUGAUGUUUACUUGGUAGAUGUGGGUUUGGUUAGGAUGGCUUGGGAUUGGGUUGGUUGGAUGGUUGGAUGUAUAUGAGGAGACUUAAUUUGAUGAUUGUUAUGUCUAAGUUAAUAUGGGAAUGGCGUUACAUGAAAUCCGUAUAUAUGGUCCAGAAAGGCAUUUUUGACAUUUUAUUAUUUGUCAUAAUCUUUCUUUUAUACGCAGAGAUGGCAGGAAAUAAAUAUAUAAAUGGUUGGAUGGAUGGAUGAAUAGAUCAGAUAUAGAUAUAUAGAUAAAUAUUUUAAUUUUACAUUCUUUUGAUUCCUUA